Molecule: messenger RNA, 1047 nt
Organism: Condylura cristata (star-nosed mole)
Lineage: Eukaryota; Metazoa; Chordata; Mammalia; Eulipotyphla; Talpidae
Product: centrosomal protein of 128 kDa-like
Exons: 6
Coding region: 21-488 (155 amino acids)
Source: RefSeq, a predicted model, not a curated record
CCCACAGAAAAGAUGAAGAAAUGGAAUCUCUGCAGGACCGUGUAAAUGCGUUGGAAACGAGUACCCGAGUAGCCUUGGACCAUCUGGAGUCUGUGCCUGAGAAACUAAGCCUACUAGAAGAUUUCAAAGACUUCAGAGACUCCUACAGCUUCUCGGAGAGGAUGGAUGGGCGUCGCCCUAAACACAGAGUGUACAGAGAGCCUCUUCAGCAGCACCGAGAUGGCACCAAGUGCAGAGUCAAGAGCCUCAAGGGUGACAGAAGCUUUGCUGAAAGUUGCCAUGCUCAUGGAUUAGAUCAUUCAUCCUCUUGGCAGGAUCAGGGUAGCUUCCUGUCUAGUCCACGAUUUUCACACUUGAACUCUUUUACUCAAAGAACCUUUGCUCCAGAUUCACCAUUAUCCAAGGAAGAUGCCACAAGUUUACCAAUGGAUGGAGCAAGUCCACUGUUCAGAAAGGAAGAAUAUGAAAGCAAAAAAUGCAAAAUGUAAUGAGUUGCUUUAUCUGAGUGUUUCCCAAAGAGUGGCCUUUCCGACACUGCCCUGUUGGCCAGAUCCUCUGGCAGUGUCGUCUGUCGCUUCUGCUCUUCGGCAUUGCCAAACUCUGAGAUAGUGCUACAGUUGGUCUUUGCAAACGAUAUAAAUUAAACAAAUCCAAAUCAUAUCAACUCAUGAGUGAUAUGCAACUAACUUAUUCUCAAUUUAUGGCAACGUAGUGGUCUUCUUUACUUUGCACUUUCCUUUUUCAGGUGUGAUCAUUCAAUGAUUGGGAUGUAUAAUUGAGGCUUUUCAAAAAGGACUCUAAGAAGGAGGAGAAAUGAGUUCCCCUUGAAGCAGAGGUGGUCAGGACUUUAAAGUCAAGGAGCAUUUAUAUACAAGUGAUCUUUAAAAAAUGCUUUCUACCUAAUAAAUUGUCAUGUGUUACAACAUGUCAUAGAGCUAUGCAUCUAUACCAUUAUCCCACUUUGUAAAUGUUCAGGAGUGUUACCAUCCAUCAUUUCAGCAGCCUAUUACUACCAAUAGUAUCUUAAAGUUAUUUCCAAACAUCAAC